UGCGCCCCUGCAACCCGCCAUCGACUCGCUUUCAUCCGCGCCAUCGUCUCCAUCAUCUCCAUCAUCUCCCGUCUUGCGAACUGCUGCUCCAUCUGUUAUAUAUAUAGCGCGCUGGUGCCGACUGUCGCUCUGGCCCAUGGAAGACUGGGCCGACUCUCCUAUUUUGUAAAAUUGAAAUAUCAUGGUACUCUUCAAGCGGAAACCAGUUCAGUACCUUCCACGACCCGUUAUCAAAGAUGAAAGCUCCGAGGUUUGGGUGAUUCCCGAGACGAAUGAAGUCUUCACAGACUAUGAGCCGUAUCUUCAGCGCAUGGACUUUUACAAACAAAGACGAUUUAUAUGUGAAAUUACAGGCCAUUCUGGUCUGACUUUCUUCGAGGCUCUCCGAAGUGAAACGGAAGAGUCCCGAGAGCUUAAUAGUUCAUUCCCCGAUGCGCUCAAAGGACCCAUCUUGCGCAGAGUCCAGUUUUCGACUGUAUCUAGGAUUGACAACCUCGUGGACGAGGUAUACGAUGAUUUCAAACAAGAUUUCUACCCCGGUGAGCAUGUACUAAUCUUGCUCACUGACAAUUCGCGCCUCCAUGGCAUGAUCAGGGACAAGGCAACCUUCCCGGAACAGCUACACCCGGAUGGAACUGUCAAAACCGCCGGCUAUGCGCGGUACUUGGUGAAGAUUUUGGAUCGUCAGGAUGAGGAAGCCUUGCUGGACCAAGAACAUAUCACUCGUGAUCGAAAGACCUUUACCAAGCAAAUGUUACGUGCCUUUAUCAAAAAUACCGUCACCAGGGAAUCCUGGAGUGGUGCUCCUUGGCUAGUGAAGCCCAGUAUCGCUGAGCAGUACAAGAUCCCGACUGAAGUACCCAAGCAUUUGCAGUAUGGCGCUAGAGUGGCCGAGAAAAAGGCCAUGAAGAAGGCAGACCAGGAUGGUUUUUUUGGCUUUUUCGCAUCGCAACGUCUGCCCGAGUUGAAACCCGCGGUUAAGGGCCAAAAGGCAAAGCCCUCGUUGCAAGAACUGGCUCAAGCAAAGCAAGAACAGUACCUGGAGUAUCAACGCUCUCUCAAUGGCAACCCGACAUUCCUAAUCCCGGUCAACAAUACUUCCAGCCCAGCCUCCGCUAAGUUCCAGGAAUCCGAAGGGGGAGCGAAUGCCGCUCCCUCCGUCAUUAAGAAUGAGCCUCCCAGACCACCUUCUCCUCCACCGAUAAAGUAUCCCAUAGAGGAUCUUGACCUAGCCCCUGACCGUGACAAGCCCCAUCGACCGGCACUUAAGUUCUUGGAGGACGAGUUGGAUGAUGAUGUUGAGGAUGAAUACUUAUUGGACCCCGAAAUCAAGCCGGAAUUAGUUGGCCCGUUGCUGGAGAUUUGGGACACUCUUAACGUCUACUGUGAAGUUUUCCAGCUGGACUCCUUUACUUUUGAUGAUUUUAUACAAGCAAUGCGGUUCUCAUCGGAUGAGAUUGACUGUGAACUGUUUGUGGAAAUCCAUUGCGCCGUUUUGAAGAGGUUAGUUAAUGCGGAGAAGGACCAGGGGGGCGCCAUUCAGAUAUCACUACCAGAUCUUCCAGCAGAUGAGUCCGAGGAAUCUGAAAGCGACGGGGAAGAUGGCGAAGAAGAGGAGAAGGAGCAGACCCCGGAACCGGCUGUGACAAGAAUGACCACUCGAAGCAGCCUUGCCAAGGCGGAAGCACAGAGUUUGAAGGCACACGGCAGCUCUGGUUCCUCCAACCUUGUGCAUCGCGCCGCAGAUAUGUUUGGAAACUAUGGAUGGAUCGACCGGUUGCGUAAAAGGGACUUCCGGAAUGGUGGUUGGGAAUUGGUGAUGGUCGGCCUUUUACAUCAGUUGUCUGCCAAUCCUCGAAUGGAAAAAGUAUGCAAUGAAAUUCUUGCGCAUUUGGCUCCCCUUGAUGCAGAACCAACACAGGAAACAGCGCGACUUCGAUAUGCGACGCUUGAUCUCAACAUGCGCAUCGAGGCUCUUCAGAUUAUUUGCAGGCUCAGUCUUGAGACAAGGGCUAUCAAGAACUAUCUGGAGGAAUGUAGUAAUCAAAUGACGGAAUUCAGAAAGGAGAAGAUUGAAUAUCAGCGGUCCCGCAAAUCAGCACUUGAGGAACUGCGCCGACUUCACCAAGACCGAAAACAACUUCAACCGGAACCGGAGAAGUCGCCAUCCCCAGUCCCGGAGCUGGACGGUUUAGGAGACUCUAAAAUGGCUGGUGUGGACGGGGAAUCGGAUCAAGUUAUGGACACCGAGGAUGAGGAUUCACAUCACGAACGCUCCCUUCGCGGAGGUAUGGAUAGGAUCCUUGAACGAAAGCGAAAACUGGAGGAGGAACGAGAGCGAAAGGAACAGCAAGCGAAACAGCCUAAGGGGUCCAAACAAUACCAACGAGUAUUGAAGAAAAUGGAAGACCAGAAAACCAAGAUCGUCAAGCUGGAAGAAAAGAUCGCCGUCAUUGAUAAUGACCUCAGGGAGGCGGACUGUCCACGAACAAGAUGCCUUGGGAAGGAUCGGUUUUGCAACCGGUACUGGUGGUUUGAGAGGAACGCAAUGCCGUACGAGGGAUUACCUACCAGCUCAACGGCCGAUGCUCGUUAUGCCAACGGACGCCUUUGGGUCCAGGGUCCUGAUGAUAUGGAACGGGUGGGUUUCAUUGAUGUCCCGGAAGACCAGAAGAAGCAAUAUCGGAAGGAAUUCAAGAUGACUCCGGCCGAGCGGAAGAAGAUUGAAGAAGGACCUACGGGUCUCGCAGAUGCGUACCAUUGGGGUUACUAUGACGAUCCAGACUCAGUGGACAAGUUGAUUGAAUGGUUGGAUUCACGCGGCGAGCGAGAGUUGAAAUUACGCAAGGAGCUCUCUCUGCAGCGAGAUCACAUAGUCAAAUACAUGAAGAACCGUGAUAGUUACCUGGCGCAAAGCGCUCAACGGGCGGAGUCGGAGGAGGCGCCAACCAAACUCGUUACCACACGACACAAGACAUACAUGGACGACCAGAAGCACCGUUGCCUGAAAUGGCGAAACACCACAGCUAUGUCGGAGAACGGGCACCUGCAUGUGGAUGCAUCGCGGCCGUCGAAACGAGCAAAAAGAACCACUGAAGAACCGAAAGAUGUGAAGACAGCGGUAAAUCGCCAGGGGAAACCCUUGACUCGCCAAGGCACACGAUACAAUUUCUAGCGGAUUCCUAUCUUCGGAUGGAGUCAUGCAUUAUCGAAUCUGAUUAUCUCAUAUGGGUUUUGUUUUCAAACCUGAAUGCAUAAAGGGGCGUUGGAAAAGUUAUCCUUUUAUCUUUUAUGGCUACUUUCCUUCCCAGAGUUUCUAUACGAUUGAGCCACGUGACCAUGGACUUUUCCAAGAUAUUUCCGCAAAGAAAGGUUUCGAGGAGCAAACGGCAGGCAUACUGGCUGAUGCCCAGUGUGGCAGCAUGUAUAUAUAGAGCUGGCUAGUGAUUUAUUUAUUUAUUUUUUGGCUUGGAAGAUGGCUAUUGUUGGUUUCUUACAUGUAUCCGAUGGGGCUUUGCUGGGUUGAUGCUGGAGGUGGUCCAUUGCAUGUGCGUCGUUUAGGGUUUCUUUUUGGGUAACAUGAUUGGAAAUACAUUGCAUAUAGAACUUGCAUUGAUGUCUGCAGUGGUCAAAUGGCUGUAUAUCAGAGCUUCAUUAAGCUGUAGAAGUCAUAACGAGGUAUUCUAUCUACGGCACACCCAGUUUCUGAGAGAUCCACUUCCCAGCCCUCACACUUGGGACAUCGAACAGCUUCCUCCCCAGAUCUGCCACAGCGAGACAUAUUGACAGUACGAGAGACAGACACAGUAGAAAGCGCGUGCUCAUGGCAGUUGGACCGAUGUCAGGGAUGUACAAUCUGUUCUCCCACCACGGCUCUGCAGCGAGAUUAUCCUGGCCGAGCAUCUUCCCGAUACGGUCUCCGACAAUGGCAAACAUUGGGAGAUGGAUCAGAUACAGCAUGAAACUCACCUUCCCGACAUACUGCAUGGGUUUGGUGUUGAAGAUGGCCCGCAGCCAGUGGAGACGUAGGAUAGCGUAGACAAGCAGAAAGGCGCCCCAUGAAUGCCAGAAUCGGUAGUACCGAUCCUGAUCGUAGCAAGACGGGAUGAGCAGCGUCAGAUAAUGCCAGCCCGGCGUAUCUAGCGAGUACUCGACGUGACCGUUAUGGGCCGGCUCGCAGAGAAGGUAGUACCCGACGACGAACGUAACAUUCCAGAAAAUCAACCUCGGCCGACGCGUCAGGUGCUGAGCAAGAUAUGCGAUAUCCAGCGAGUAGACGUCAAAGUGUGCGAGGAUCAGACCGGCCGUGAAACAGGCCAGAUCCCAUUGACCGUUGUGGAGGAGCAGGAUGGCCGUAAUGCUCAGCAGGCACAGGGACAGAGAGAGCCAGAGCCCGCUGAAGGCCAGGAUGGCCAUGAGGAGAUAGACAAACCACGAGCCCACGAGCUCGACGGGGAUGGUCCAUGCCACCAUGCUGUAGCGAAACCAGACGAGGUUGGAAUGGCGGCGGAAGGGGUUGAAGAAGGCUGCCGAGUCGCAAAGCCAAGUAACCAGUUCGUCCCAGAGGGUCUCGCGAGGUUGAGGCCACGGCUGCUCCCGCAUGAUGCCGAAUGGAGCGUGCAUGAGCAGAGCCACAAGGAGGGUUACUGCCAGCGUGGGCAGAUACAACCGGAAGGGCCUGCGGAUGGUGGCCGACACGAGACUCCUGGCGCAUUCCGAGCGUUUUCCCUGUCGAAGAAGUCGGAUGGGGGACUUGCUUAGGACAUAUCCCGACAGAACGAAGAAGAUGGCGACGGCCGCGCUGCCGCCGCUGAACAGGAUGCGCACGAAGGGCAUACUGGCGAUGUAGUAGUUGCCGUUCUCGCCGAAGCCGUGCUCGUGGACAUUGUAAUCGUAGGAGCCGAUGAAGUGCUGGAUGAAGACGAACACGGCGGCAAUUCCACGCAGGCCGUCGAGGAAGGCCGUGGGGUUGCCAUUGCCGGUGGUAUUGGGUGAUGAAGGCAGGGCUUCGGGGGAGAGAUUGAGAUCCUGGCGCUCCAGAUCAUAGAGCAGGGUUGGCGUGCAGCCGUUGAGUUCCAGCGAGUCUGCUAUCUUGGACUUCAUGAUGGAAGCCCUCAGGCUGGCGUAGAGCGCGCCCAUCCUCUUCAUCCUGAACGGGUUCAUAUUCUGCGAGGAGUGAAAAGGACGAAGAUGCCGCGCUCAACAGAGCGAUACCCC
Messenger RNA from Monascus purpureus, 5217 nucleotides. Lineage: Eukaryota; Fungi; Ascomycota; Eurotiomycetes; Eurotiales; Aspergillaceae. The record is from the annotation of a GenBank genome assembly.